AUGGCCAAACCAGAAACCAUAGGAGCGAUAUCUGCUGUAUCAGCCUUGCUAGAAUCAACCAUUAGUCUUCUCGGACGACUCCCAAAGACCUACCAGGACCCAAAAAACUCAGCCCAAAUUCUUGGAACUCACGUCGUCGAGAUCCAAAGAGUCCUGGAAAUCCUCGAGCUAGUCAAGCAUGAAGUUGAUUUGCGCACUACCGCCGUUCUCUCCGAGAUCGAGACCAUUCACAUAAUAGCGACGGAACUGAACAGUCAUCUAGAAGUUAUGCUAUCAGGGGAAAAAAGCCAAGCACGUCGCUCUGAUCCUCAAUCCCUGCAAGAGACAAAAGAACAAGAGGCGCUGACAAAGCUGAUGGCGCUGCUUGAGAACGCGAAAUCGGAAUUGGGUGUGGGUUUAAAUGCUGCACGUGUAGAAGUGACGCGGCUUGUGAGCGAUAAAAUGAAUAUUUUGAAUCGAGUAGACGAGCUACUUUGGAAUACAUUUGGCGAUGAUAGAGGUCUUGCGAGGACUGGUGUGGUCAAGAAGUACCAACCUCGAAAAACAAACAGUGUUGAUGUGGCACGAGAAAAUAUAGAAGACGCGGAACGAGUUUCCCGUCGGAUUGUCUCAAAUAACGUGGCCAGAGAACAAGCUCUACAGAUCAAUGCGCCUAUAGGAGAGAAAGGAUGGCGCGAAGCGUUUCAACUGAAGAUUCGAGACAACGAAGCUGCUGGAAAUAGUAUCCAGAUCAACCAUGCAAUCUCUGAAGAUUUGUUCAAUAGAUUACUGGCGCAUAGAAAUUGA
This is a messenger RNA of Botrytis sinoallii, 786 nucleotides long. RefSeq lists its product as uncharacterized. Bases 1 to 786 code for a protein of 261 amino acids. The transcript has 3 exons. The record is from RefSeq and is a predicted model, not a curated record. Lineage: Eukaryota; Fungi; Ascomycota; Leotiomycetes; Helotiales; Sclerotiniaceae.